Octopus bimaculoides (California two-spot octopus) is the source of this 1159-nucleotide messenger RNA. Its product is annotated as COMM domain-containing protein 1. The record is from RefSeq and is a predicted model, not a curated record. NCBI's taxonomy places the organism in Eukaryota, Metazoa, Mollusca, Cephalopoda, Octopoda, Octopodidae. Gene Ontology annotation, biological process: negative regulation of sodium ion transmembrane transport; copper ion homeostasis; negative regulation of protein localization to cell surface. Gene Ontology annotation, cellular component: endosome.
CGACUGGAAAGUAGACAGUUUGCUAAGUAGCUAGAAAAAGCAGCCAUCCAAGUAGAAGUACUAUCAUUCAAAAUAAAUGGGUGAUUUGAGAAUGAGCACUGGUAUGGAUAAGCAAGCCAAAACUCGCUUCUAAUACACCUAUCAUCAAGUAUUGCAGAAUUCUCUAACUGCAAAAGGCUAUUUUCGUUGAUAUGAGUACUAGAGAAUACGUUGUUAUUCUACACAACUAUUCUUACUGCUUAUAAUAUAGAACUGUAUUUUUCUGUAAUUCGGUACCUUUGUUUUAAUAUCGACGGAUUCGCUGGUAAAUACCAUGGUUGAGGUCCUAUGUAAUCGGCGCUUCGUAUGAGUUUGGAAUGCUCAUUUUGUGUCUUUCAAAGAUUUUAUUUCGAAUUUUAAUAUUAUCAAGAAAACUGAAAUAUAUCCUCUUCAAAUUUCUAUUUAUUCCAUUUACAAAAUUAUGUUUGAAAUCGUACAACUUUUGAUCAUUUCACUUUGAUAAAAAAAUAAUUAAAAAAAGUAGCAUGUUUGAAUCAACAUUGAGUAUGGUUGCCGUUGACAUGGAUUUCAAUCAACUGGAAGCUUUCUUGACAUCUCAAAUUAAAAAGGCUGAUAGUGGAAUGAAUGAAGAACGAGCUAAUGCUGUCCGUAAGUUCUGGAAGAAUCAAAGGAACAAAAUUCAUGACGUUCAAGUUCAACAAACACAAUGGAACAGUUGUUUGAAGCAAAUGUCUUGGAGAAUUGAUUUAAAAUCUCAAGCAAGACACAUUGAACAAAUUGAUAAACCUACAGCCAUUGUAGAAUUAAUGGUUUCAAGUAAUUCACAGACCACAGAUGAUGAAAGUAAAAAGGCUAAAGUAUUUCAUUUUGAAAUGGAUGACAAGAAAUUAGACCAAGUUCUAAGCAAUCUACACGAGAUCAAAGAACAGAUUUCCAAUCACAGUCAGCAAUAAUUAUAUUUAAUUAAAAGAACUUAAUUUUGAUAAGACUUUGUUUAUAUUUGUUGUAAAAUAACCAAUCAUUUGUAUAUUUCCCUCAUUCAUUAGAAACAAUUUAUUCCAUCAUCCUUGAGUUUUGUUAUCUUUUCAAUUUGUUUUUUGUAACAUUUCUUUGUAUCUAUCAUCAUUAAAUAACAACCAAAAAACUAUUGACAGCUGAA